Molecule: messenger RNA, 1086 nt
Organism: Amborella trichopoda
Lineage: Eukaryota; Viridiplantae; Streptophyta; Magnoliopsida; Amborellales; Amborellaceae
Source: RefSeq, a predicted model, not a curated record
UCCCCUACCCAUAACGUAGGUUUUAAAAUCUCUUUUUCGGAAAGCAUUCAUGUCAGAGAUAUCCAUGCCAAAUUUUAGAAUCUCAAUUUUAUGAAAGCGAGGCAUAUCCAUCAUUAAAGAAAGAGAGAUAUCCAUGCAAAUUUUAUAACAAGUAGGGCAUGCAUGGAGGAAAGGUGGCGUAUAAACGGUACACCUUUCCUAAAUAAGAUUUAGGAAACUGCUUGAGAGAACCAUAACCAGGAUUUAUAAAACUAGGAUGAUCAGUACACGGAUUUACAUACAUUGCAUUGCAUAACUUUCUUGAAGGGAGCAGAACAAGAAACAGAGAAGAAAAAAGCUCUCUCUGAACCAUGUCUUUCACCAUAGCCAUGGCUCUCUCCCUCCUCUUCCUCUCUUUAUUAGACCCUACAAUCGCUAGGGACCCCUUCUCUAGUAAGGCAGCCUCAGAGCCAUCGAAGAUACUCAAGGAUGCAUGCAACCACACAGAGUAUUACGACUUCUGUGUGAACACGAUAAGCUUGGACCCAAGCAGCCGCACGGCCGAUCUGGUUGGACUCGUUGGCAUAGCUGUAAAAUUUUCUGUUGACAAUACAACAAGCACAAGUAAUUAUGUACAGAAGUUGUGGCGUGAGUCCUGGAACCAGACAAACCUUCACAUGGUCCUCGACAGUUGUAAUGACGACUACAUUUCAGCACUUGGGGAUUUGCAAAACACAGCAGAUGAAUUUUAUGUUCAUAAGGACUACACAGGGGCGGUUGAGAUUAUGGGCAAAUGCAUGCUUAUGCCAAUGAGCUGUGAGGAUGCCAACAGGUCUCUGCAUAUGUCCCUUAGUCACCUUUCAGACAUAAAUAUGUACCUCGACAAGCUCUUGCACGUUGGGUUAGCCCUACUUCAACUCCUCACCUGAUCCAUCAUUUUCUUUCCUUUCCUUCGUGUGCUGUUGAGUAAAUCACCAUUGCAGCAAUAAAAUAUUCUCCCUAGCAUUGCUUAGGUUCAUUAUUUUUUCUGUUUUGCACAGCAAGCUUUUGAAUGCUGGAUGGACCAAGUUUUGAGAUCAGGACUGAUCUUUUUUUUUUGUUUUUCUG